Messenger RNA from Lagenorhynchus albirostris (white-beaked dolphin), 1651 nucleotides. RefSeq names its product uroplakin-3b-like protein 1. The record is from RefSeq and is a predicted model, not a curated record. The transcript is spliced from 6 exons. Lineage: Eukaryota; Metazoa; Chordata; Mammalia; Artiodactyla; Delphinidae.
CUUCUGCAGAGGGGGGGCCGUGGGGAGCCGUGGUUGCCAGGUUGGGGGACCGUUUGGACGAGGAGAUUCCACAAGGCGCGGCAGGGCUGUCCCUGGGGCUGCCUGGACCCCAGGACUGGCUCCUCUUUCCGUGGCCCCUCCCCAGCCAGGCCCUCCUGGAGCGGGGGUGGGGUGCAGUUUUCCUCUUCAGACCCCUCCCUUGCAAUGCCAAAGCCUUGGGCCCAGCACAUUCAGCCCCUAAGCGGUCCAACCAGUUGUCUGGGAGAAAGGGGGCACGUGGGAGGGGCAGCAGGAGGUGCCAGAAGCAGCCUCCCCCAGCCCAGCAGGUACAGCGGAGCCUUUGGGGCUCCGGAUGCUGCAGACAGACCCUCGGACAGACAGACAGUUGGACGCUUGGCCUGGCCAUGAGGCUCAGCGGGGGACAGUCUUCUCUUCUGACGGCACUGUUGCCGCUGCUGACCUGCCUCCAUCUGGGGAUGAGUCUGGAGCACAUCAGCUACGCGCCCCAGCUCUCAGGCGCCACCCUGGCAGGGAGACUUACCCAGCCCACCUUCACACUGGAGCAGCCGCGGGGCCAGUUCAGUCACCUUAACGUCGCCGACUUUGACACCAUCUGGCUGGUGUUGGCCCACAGCAAUGUCCCCCAGAGCUUCACUGCCCCACAGAGGGUGGAGGACACCCCGGUCCCUGCCAACUUGCCCCAGAGGGGCUACUACGUCACGCUGAGGACCAGCUGAGCACUCUACCCGGGCGGCCAGCCCGGCAACGAGCUCCAGGUCCUCCGUGUCGCCAACGAUGCCCGCUGCUCCCCGAUGACAAGAGGCUGCCAACACCCCCUGCCGGGCCCGGGCCCGGGCCCCUACCGAGUGAAAUUUCUGGUGGUGAGAGACAGGGGACCCAUGGCUGAGACAGAGUGGUCCAGUGAGACCCACCUGCAGCAAGCCGAGGCACUCCAGGCUGCCCCAGGGCCCCAGAGCGCGGGCGCCGUGGUCAUCGUUGCCAUCCUGUCGGUCCUGCUGGCCGUCGUCCUCACCACCCUCCUCACCCUGCUCAUCUACACCUGCUAUGACACCUGUGGGAGCACGUCCAUCUCUGGCCCAGGGGAGCUGGCGUGCAUGAGAAGAUAUAACACCCACCACAUGUUCAGCCCUUCAGCCGAGGGGGGCUCCUGAGAGGCUCCAGGGGCCCCCAUCUGCCCCUCUGCCUCGCCCCUGGUCCAGGCUGCAGAGCAUGGGCUGGGGGCUCACCCUGCUGCUUCAGAGCCCUGGGAGAGAGUGUUUCCAAAUAAGGAAGGGGGGGAGGGUGUCCUUAGUCCAAAGCUUGGGCCUGUCCCUGUCAGAAAUAAAUGUCCCCAUUAUUGGGGACAGCCCCCUGAAUGGCUGUGUCAUUGUACACCUGGGCAGUCUCCCUGCAUCCCUGUCCCCAGCUCCUCUUGGGAAGAUACAGCAACCGGGGGUGAAGCCCAGGGUCCUAGGCCAGCUGAGCCAUUGGGGCAGGGCAAGCCUCUCUUCUGGCCUCAAUGGCCCUGUCUGUAAAGUGGGGGUGAUUCCAGUGGUCCCCCUGGGCCCGAUGGAGCCGAACCAAGGGGGUGGUCGUGCCCACCUGCCCUGCGCGUCUGGCGCUUGCUGGCGCCACCCCCGCCCCCACCUCC